Messenger RNA from Cylindrotheca closterium, 996 nucleotides. Lineage: Eukaryota; Bacillariophyta; Bacillariophyceae; Bacillariales; Bacillariaceae. The record is from the annotation of a GenBank genome assembly.
AUGACCAUGAUAUAUUUGUCACGGGCAUCCCUGCUCCUACACUUCUACAUACUUCUAUCUCUUUUCAGUGUCAAUCAUGGCUUUGUUCUAUCACCAACAAGGCCGUCAGCAUCAUCCGUUGGACAGGAAUACCACCGUCAUCAUGAUUAUAAUGAAGUUAUUGUUCUUUCAGCAUCCACCAGUCUAAGCGCUGUCCAUAAAAAGAGUUUCGAUAGUCGCAACCAAAGCAACAACAACAACAACAACAACAAUGAUGAAAAUAGUGGAAUGAGAAAGCGAAUCAUCCAUCGACUGCGGAUACGACGAAACACCAAAACGACUCGUACAUCAAAAGCCACGACUCCUCCUCUUUCUCCUCCAUCAGGUCCUGCCACGCAGUACAUUCCUUCUGGCAUGACGUUGGAGGAGUACAACCAAUUGAAAGCAAAGGAGAUUGCUGCAGAAUCCAACAAGAAUUAUGGGGCGUGGGGACCUCGAUUUGCACCUAGCGAUCGCCCGGAAGGAGAUUGGAUGGUCUUGCCUCAGCAACUUUGGACUCAAGGUGCCGUGGAUGGACUCAAGGUGACAGCUGCUCAACAAAGUGGCAAGGAAUCAAAUAUCAAUCGCCUGCUGCAACGAAUCUAUCAACAGGUACCAGCCUUGAUCUUGUCCACUGUCGUAUUGGAUUCUGUGGUCACGGCAGUCACCCUGUAUCGAACCGCCACGGUCGAUUGGCGCCAAAUGGUAUGGAUCGCUUGUCGAGUCCCACUUGCCAUGUUACUACCAGCCAAAGUGAAACAAGUGGUGCUGGUAAACUUUACAAGAAUCCAUGCUGUCAAGGCAUUGGCAGUUCUAAUGAUAGCACCACUGUUGGAUAGAUAUUUCCUGAUUCCAGUCAAUCGGUAUCGACUGUGGAGCAAACGUCGGACGGUGGCUCUUUCCACUAUUGGAUCCCUGGGAAUAUUGAGUAUGUGGGCCUUGUUCCUUGGAACCUUGAAACGAGUGGGAUUGCUAUAA